AUGACAGCUCUUCAGCUAUUGUUAUUAAUUUCAUUAUUUUGUUUAAAAGAUGCAAACUCUAAACUGGCUUCACUGCACCCCGUUUUGGUGGCCCGGUCAUCUCUAGAUUGGAUGCCGAGCAGAGUUAAUUCUCUUUAUUCCGAUGUCGGAGCUUGGAGCGGAAAAUUUAGACCUGUGAUGGAUGAAAUUGAAUCUGAUGAAGCAUUAAGAUUUUAUCAAUUUCUAAACUACUUGGACGGGUCCAGUUUUGGAACAGGCCCUAUUGAUGAAUUUGUGGAGGCUAUGGGUAGGUUAGCCAAUUAUAUGAAACAACAAAACAGCAGAGAAACACAGGCACGUGGUAUGCGAGAACUUGAAGCAAUUAAUGGCGAAAAAGGAAACAGUAUCAAAACAGUUUUGGAAGUUAGUACUUUAAUCAUGAGGAAAAAACGAAAGUUCUUUUGUACUGGUGAAGUAAAGGAGCCAAUCGUCAACAAUAAAAUUAUUUGUAAGGACAGAAUAUUACUACCUAUCGCAGGUGAUUCUUGUAGAGACGCUAUUAUGUACUGGCACCCAGAUUUAACAGAAGAACACUACUGUGUCGGUGCACUAGAAGCAAAAAGCGCCGUGCAUAUUAUGGAUAUCGAAGGUGAAAUAUUCUGUAAAGGAGAUGAUUAUUCAAAGCGAGAGUAUCUCUUAGCUUGUGAUUUUUAUGAAGACCAAGAGGCUCCUGUGGCUGAUUUACUUCAAUACUAUCCAGACCCUGAUCCAGAAAUCACGCCUAAAAUGUUCUAA
Molecule: messenger RNA, 774 nt
Organism: Spodoptera littoralis (African cotton leafworm)
Lineage: Eukaryota; Metazoa; Arthropoda; Insecta; Lepidoptera; Noctuidae
Source: the annotation of a GenBank genome assembly